AUGAACGGGUGUGAGUUGUUUUGUUUAGUGCGUAGCGCAUCCGUUAUUGUAGUCGAUACAAACGUGCCGUGCAAGGUGCCAGAGUGCGAGUCCACAGAUUCUAGUUUCAACGCAUCGUGGACAGCGUACGGGCUGCUCAACACUUCCAACACGUGCUACAGGGUCACACCUCUCGUAGCCAGCGUGAACUCCACAGAACACAUGGGCCGAGCUGUGUGCACUCCCGAGGACUUCGCUUUCAACAAUACGAUGGCUUGUGAUGAAGUUAUCUAUGAAAAUUACAAUAGUAUCGUAGCCGAAUUCGACCUGGGAUGUCAACCCUGGAAACGGACGCUGAUUGGCACUGUGCACAACUUGGGCCUCGUCUUCUCCUUCGUGAUUUCUGGACUUGUAUCGGACAAAUACGGACGCAAGGUGGUGAUCGUGUGCACGCCGCUAGUCGUCGGCAUCGCCGGUCUGAUCAAGUCCUUCUCGGUCAACUACUACAUGCUCUUGGUGCUGGAGUUCCUCGAGACGGCGCUGGGCUACGGGAAUGCCUCAAUGGUCCUUUCGCUAGAGCUCGUGAGUCAAAAGCGUCGAGUGAUGUUUUCGUGCAUAUCGGACAUUUUGUCAAGUUUUGGCAGCGCCUUUUUCGGGCUCAUUGCUUGGAAGGUCCCCUACUGGAGGCACAUGAUGAGAGCCAUUUACACGCCUUUACUCGUCGUCGUGUUUUAUAUAUUCCUCGUGGACGAAGGAGUCAGGUGGCUUCUGGCCCACAACAAGAACGACGAAGCUGUCAGGGUGUUGAACAAAGUGGCCAAGAUUAAUAAUAUCGAGCUUUCUAACAAAGCGAAAGUAAUGCUCUCCAACAUAACUACAGUGAAAAAUAGGGGUGAUCAGGAAGGCGAGCAGCCGCCGGAGCGACUCCACCUGCUGUCGGUGUUGCGGUCGCGCACGAUCCUGCUGAGGGUUGCGUUGAUUGCUUGUUGCUUCAUCUGCAGCACGUUCGUGUACAACGGCAUUAUCAUCAACUCUACGAGUGUGUCGGGAAACAAAUACCUAAAUUUCUCGGCUUUGCUGCUGGUGUCAGUGCCCACCCGCAUCAUCACUGCCUUCACGUUGACACGGUUUGGCAGAAAGGCACCCAUUUGUGUCGCCUACGUAUUGUGCUGCGUGUUCUUUUUUGCGUCAGCUUUUGUAUCUAAGGCUGUGUGGUGGGCGUCCGUGCUGUUCUACUUGGCCGGCAAGAUGUGCAGUAGCUACGGCAUGUUCAGCAUGUAUGUAGUCGCCAUGGAGGUGUUCCCCACCAAGUCUCGCAACUCUCUCACCAACAUCGCUAAUACUGUGGGCAGGCUCGGCGCCGUGCUCGCACCGCAGGCGCCUUUACUGGAAAAAUACUUUUCAGGACUAACGAGCAUGGUGUUUGGCAUAGUGGCGAUAGGAGCAGCACUGUUGGCGCUACUGCUGCCGGACACCAGCAAGGCGGUGUUGCCGGAUGACAUCGCCGACGCCGAGAAGAUCGACAACCAGCUGUCCGAGGAUCAGGCGCCUGUGAAUGCACAAACUGUCAGUGUCAGUGUCACGCAAGUGAAGCAGUAG
Molecule: messenger RNA, 1578 nt
Organism: Arctia plantaginis
Lineage: Eukaryota; Metazoa; Arthropoda; Insecta; Lepidoptera; Erebidae
Source: the annotation of a GenBank genome assembly